Molecule: messenger RNA, 2153 nt
Organism: Microbotryum saponariae
Lineage: Eukaryota; Fungi; Basidiomycota; Microbotryomycetes; Microbotryales; Microbotryaceae
Source: the annotation of a GenBank genome assembly
AUGCGAUCGCAGAUCCAGUGGAAGCCGUGUAUACACUAUUUAGCAUGUGAGCUCUCAACCAAAGAGGAUACGCGGAUGAUCAGCGCCAUUCUGACCCAGAGUCUGACCCUGCAUUCCCGUGUUCUGCGCAGGGAUACUCUGCGGCUACUUGCUCUAUUCUAGCCACUCGUCGUCGCGCUCCUCGCAGGUCGAGACUCCAAUAACAUGUCCGCAAAGCGAAGCGGGGCUACCUAGUGCUGUCGAGCGCCAGAGGGAAGAGAAUGAAGCGACAUUGGCGAAGAACUCGCUCGUCGAAAGCCUUCUCACCGUUCCGGCCGAAGAACUCGGGACGAUCGCCAUCUGUGCCAGCAUCCACAACGAGGCUCGAUUCAUCAAUGAAUGGCUCCUUUACGUGAGUUCUCGCCCAUACUGUGCAUUCGACACGGCUCCAAUCUAAUUCUUGGCUGGGUUCUGCCCAUCCUCAGAAUCGCGCCAUGGGAGUCGAUAGGUUCUAUUUGUCAGGCUAAAGAAUAGAAUCUUCCCAGUGUAACGGGGCCACAGAGCUGACACAGAAAGUGAACGGCUACACAGGUACGAUACAGGAUCGACGGAUAAUACUAUGGAAAUGCUCAAGCCCUGGAUUGCCACGGGGACCGUGCACCUGCACGUGUGGAAUAAGAGUUGGUCUUUCAGCUCGGCUCUCUGCCGAGAAUGGACUGACGACUCUUUUCUGAUCGCGAAACAUUCGUCGUUCACGUACCAAUAUAGAUCAAGGCGGGAACUUUCAAAUCAACUCACUCGAGCACUGCAGUCAAUACCACGCUACCAAGACGCAGUGGAUCCUUGAUUGCGAUGUGGACGAGUUUUACGUACCUACCCCCGUCUUGACUGGCUCGCCGAAUCGAGCCUUACGGAUCGACGAGAUGCCGGAAGCCCCGCUACGGUCAAUGCUCGCAAGCAACUGGCUCUAUCAGAACGCCGACGCUGUGGUCGUAUCGCGCGUCACAUGGAAGAACGCAGGCGUGGACCGACUGCCUGAGGACGGUUCUGUACUCAAACACCAAACACUCCGGUACGUCAGCCCCAAAAUGUCUCGUUUGCAGCACCUGACGGCGAGUGUUAACAGUCUCUUUGCGUUCCUUUCGUCUUAUUUCAUGCCGUUUUUAGCGAUAUCUACCACAAUACCCACUACGAGAAGCUCGAAUUUACAAAGGUGCGUGCCAGGGAUGAGAUGCUGCCAAGUUCGACGCCAGCUAAAUUAUUUAUUCGGCUACAGACCCUCAUUCAUACGCGUGGCAAGCAGGGAUGGGUUCUGCCGGGUGCCCACUUGGUUCGACACGAUAACGUACCCCGGUCCAGAGCCAAAAUCAUCACCGUGAAUGGACAUCCAGUGACCCUCAUGGACAAUUCCGAAAAGCCUACCCCAGUCGGCACGUUCUUUGAUGGAAGACACCCGACACGGGCGUUCGAACCCUUGGUCAUGUACCAUUACAUAGGGCGAGGUAAGCUGGUUCGAUUGGGCUCCGCACGCGGCCCCCGCUGACUCUACUGCGCCUACUUCUCGUAGAUCUCGAGGCAAGUAACUACUCGUCUGGUCCAGUUGGUGCACAUGAACUCGACAAAACUGACGUCACAGUAAUCUUCACCCUCAUCGUGCCCCACAGAACUGUCUACAAAAGUUUGCAAAUGCGCAAAAGGUCCGGAAAGGUGGAUGGCGCGAUCAAGCUGGCGCAGAGGGUUGUAAAGUGUUCGUGCAUUUACGUAUACGAGUGGUCGCUGUGUCCUGUCAAAAGCUGACCUGGGCAUCAUCUACAGGUUGGAUGUAUAUCAGAAAGAUCUUUCCUGGCGUCCUAUCCAUGAACCAAACGGGUUCUGUGAGUCUGAUUGCCAAGCAUUGCUGAGCCCCGACACCAAGCUUCGUGAGAGGCGACUGACCCCUGUACUUGUUUGGUCCAUCUUCCUCCUCGCGCAUAACAGAUGCUGCAGCCGUGCAAGAUAAUGGCAUGGCGAACAGUUGGUAUGGUCAACAUAUGGAGUCGCUGAUACGAAUCGUCAACGACAUGGCCAAAGCCGACCAGGAGCCGGUGCGGGCAGAGAAGGUCGAUCCUCACCCUAGCAUGGUGGAGUUCUGGCUCAAGAAUGGGAUGAAUCCCGACAAUGGGCUGCCUUUAUAA